GAACCAUAAAGAAAGUGUUAUUUACUGGAAUAACCUAGUAACAAGUAAUUCUUAAAGAUGAAAAUUUUGCUAUUUAAAGUUGGCAUAUUAUGGAGCUUAUAUUGGCUAUAUAUAAUUCAUAAUGAAGUCAAGGCUGUGAAUUAUAGUGCACCCAUUAUAUCCGGUUAUCGAGCAGCAAUCGGUCAAUUUCCUUGGCAUGUACUUUUGCGAAGAGAUGCAGAUGAUGAAUUAUUAUGUGGCGGUUCUAUUAUUUCCACUAAAUGGGUUUUAACAGCUGCUCAUUGCAUUUAUAAUAUGACUUUCGUACAUUUGGAAUUUGGCACUAUAAAUCUAUACUUUGAUGGACUUGUCAUGAACUCGACAAAAUUUUAUAUAUAUCCUGAAUAUAAUCACAACUCAACUAAUGAUAUAGGACUAAUUGAACUACCUGAACCAUUAGAAUUCAGCGUGAAUAUAAAUGCCAUUGAAUUGAUAUCGGCAGAGGAGGCUUCUACCGAUUUGGUGGGUGAUUUAUGUACAAUUACCGGUUUUGGUUGGACAAUGAAUACUGGUAAUAAUUCACAGUGGUUAUUAUAUGCCGAGGUAGAUGUUAUCGCUAAUAAUAUUUGUGCUAGCGCUUACCAUCUAGAAAGUAUAGAGGAUACAGCUAUGUGUACAGAAGGUUAUGCUGGUUCAUCACAGACUCCCUGUAAGGGGGAUUCUGGUGGUGCUUUAGUUUGGAAAAAUGAACAAUUUAAACGUGUACAAGUUGGCGUAGCAUCGUUUAUGAUGUUAAAUCAAUGUUCAGAAUUUCCUGCAGGCUUUACGAAAGUGGCUAAAUAUUUAGAUUUUAUAUACAAUAUUACGGGUAUAAAUAAUCAGACGGACGGAAAAUAAUUCAAGAAGAUUUCAAUAAAAAUAAAUUUAAUUUCAAAGAAAAAAAAAAUUGAAAAUAUUCAGCAUAAAAAUUGUUAUUGAUUUU
Lucilia sericata (common green bottle fly) is the source of this 961-nucleotide messenger RNA. Its product is annotated as collagenase-like. NCBI's taxonomy places the organism in Eukaryota, Metazoa, Arthropoda, Insecta, Diptera, Calliphoridae. Gene Ontology annotation, biological process: proteolysis. Gene Ontology annotation, molecular function: serine-type endopeptidase activity. The coding region runs from base 58 to 876 and encodes 272 amino acids. The record is from RefSeq and is a predicted model, not a curated record. The transcript is spliced from 2 exons.